AUGGUUUUUUUGUACCUUCUUAAAAAUACACCAAAUUUGAAUUUGUCGCAACAACAUCUGCUGAUGAUGCUUCCACUGGAAAAACAUUUGCAGACUUGUUGGCUGGAAAUGCCGGAAAUGCGCCCGAAUAUCAAAAAGAUGAAAACAAUCGUCAAUUCUCAUCUGAAAUCAAAAGGUGGUGGCUCACUUGUGGAUCAAAUGAUGAAAAUGAUGGAAGAUGCAACAAUGGUCAAAGAUCGAACAGCGAUGUUGGAAGAGGCGCAACAGCAAGCUGAUCGAUUGCUCUAUAAUAUGUUACCAAGAUCGGUAGCGGAUGACCUCAAAGUUGGCAAGUCGGUACCACCACAGCUAUAUCCCUGUGCCACAGUGCUAUUUUCGGAUAUCCGCGGCUUCACACAUUUAUCGUCCAUUUCUACGCCAUUCCAAAUUGUGCAGUUCCUUAACGAACUUUUUUCGGGCUUCGAUGAUAUCAUUGCCAAACACGAUGCUUAUAAGGUGGAAACAAUCGGUGAUGCGUAUAUGAUCGUUUCUGGAGUACCGAAGGAGAACGGUAACGCUCAUGUGGAAAAUAUUGCAAACGUGGCACUCAGAAUGAGAACGGUCGAUUUUGAUUAUAAAAUUACUGCAUCAGGAAAAUGA
Gongylonema pulchrum is the source of this 639-nucleotide messenger RNA. Lineage: Eukaryota; Metazoa; Nematoda; Chromadorea; Rhabditida; Gongylonematidae. The record is from the annotation of a GenBank genome assembly.